AUGCCGUGGAAACCACCCGUAAUUGGUUCUCGCCCUGUCGCGAUUCUCGGUGCAGGUGUGCUUGGCCGUCGAAUUGCCUGCUCGUGGGUUACAGGGGGUUACAAUGUUGCGAUCCGGGACCCUAGUGCCGAGCAGCGGCAAGCCGCAAUGCAUUAUAUCGACAACAACCUGACUAAGUUCUCCAAAAUCUUUGGUAAUACGGCCAAAAAGCCUGGAGAGUAUGCCGCGUUUGAAGAUUUGGACUCCGCAGUCAAAAAUGCUUGGUUCGCACUCGAGGCAGUUCCUGAAAAGCUUGACCUGAAAAUCUCUACCUUCGGGGAGCUGGCUACGAAAGCUCCUGAUGACUGCAUUCUGGGCUCCAAUUCAUCUUCAUACAAAUCUAGCCUGAUGCUGGACCAUGUGGGCAAAGAAGCUAGAAAGCGGGUGUUGAAUGUGCACUACAUGAUGCCUCCGACCAAUAAAAUUGUGGAGAUAAUGACAAGCACGUACACUCAUGAUGAGAUAUUUCCAUUCUUGGCCCGAAAGCACAAAGAUAUCGGGUUACUGCCUGCAGUAGCCCGUAAAGAAUCUACUGGUUUCAUCAUCAACCGCCUCUGGGCUGCUGUCAAGAGAGAAACAUUGAGCAUACUGGCAGAGGGUGUCAGUGAUCCACAAGAAAUUGACAGAUUAUGGUUAGAAUUUUUUGGACACGGCAAAGCAACUCCAUGCGCUAUGAUGGAUGAAGUUGGCCUUGACACAGUCGCCUUUAUUGAAGAUCACUACGUCCAAGAACGGCAUCUGGAUGGGACAAAUACCGUCCAAUUCCUGCGAGAGAAUUACAUCAAUCAAGGACGCCUCGGCCAUAAGUCAGGAAACGGGGGACUUUACCCUGCUGAUCACGCGGCCAAAUCUGAAGACCAGAAAGAUUUCGACGGGAAUUCCACAGCUCCGAAAUUAUAUGUGCUGGACGUCGGCCUUGGCGAGAAUAUCACCCAUGAUUUCCAGCACGCUGGAAGAAUCAUACUUUCCUCAGCGGAUGGUAAAAAUGCUAAACCGAUUGUCACUGGUCUUGAAGCACCGGAUGGAAUCGAUAUUAGCGUUCCUGAUAACCGUAUCUUCUGGACCAACAUGGGGAUACCAUCAGAGAAUGAUGGAUCCAUUCAAUCAGCUCGACUUGAUGGCUCCGACGUCCAGACUGUCAUUGCGAAAGGAUCUGUGCACACACCGAAACAAAUCUGUCUUGAUCAGGCGAACAAGAAAAUAUAUUUCUGUGACCGUGAGGGCAUGCGUGUUCACAGGGCCAACUUUGAUGGAAGUGAGCAGGAAGUCUUGAUCCAAAGAGGUGAUUUCAGGAACAAAUCAGACAUGGAGGAUCAGACUAAAUGGUGUGUUGGUAUAACUGUCGACCCGAAGAACGGAAAGUUUUAUUGGACCCAGAAAGGUUUCAGUAAAUCCGGAAAGGGCAGAAUUUUCCGGGCCAAUAUCGCCAUGCCGUCUGGCGCAACACCCUCGACGCGCUCCGAUAUUGAGACCGUUUUCGAGAACCUGCCGGAGCCGAUUGAUCUUGAGAUUGAUACCGAGACCGAAAUGCUUUAUUGGACUGACCGGGGUGAAUACCCACUGGGUAAUUCGCUGAAUCGGGGCUAUGUUGGUGACAAACAGAAAGAGAAAACCCACGAGCUCCUUUCACGCCAUCUGCAUGAGGCAAUUGGUCUCAAGUUGGACAAAGUCAACAAGCACAUCUACUUUACGGAUCUGGGAGGCACCGUGUAUCGCACUGAUGCUGAUGGGAAGAAAAAGACCGCGAUUUACACCGGUGAUAACAGUUUCACAGGCAUUUGCCUGGUUCACGAGUGA
Molecule: messenger RNA, 1836 nt
Organism: Penicillium chermesinum
Lineage: Eukaryota; Fungi; Ascomycota; Eurotiomycetes; Eurotiales; Aspergillaceae
Exons: 6
Coding region: 1-1836 (611 amino acids)
Biological process (GO): fatty acid metabolic process
Molecular function (GO): NAD+ binding; oxidoreductase activity, acting on the CH-OH group of donors, NAD or NADP as acceptor
Source: RefSeq, a predicted model, not a curated record